UCAUCACCUCGGUCCAUCGGGAUGAAUUACAUAAUCGCGACUGCCCGUGACUACAUAUUGGUCAAUCGAUUCCCAAAGUACUUCUCUAGAUUCGUCAAACUCUUUAAGUCCAUUCUCAAAGAUGUUCUCUUAUCGAUGCUGAUACACGAAUGGAAUCGCGUUCAUGUGAUCGAUCACAAUAUGUUGAUCCAUCAACCCGAUGUGCUGUUUAAACAUAACGCGAAUCUUUCGUUAAGGCUAGUUGAAUUGAAGCAUGACCUCUAGAUAUCAAGUGUGUAAGAUGUCGUCCACGUGUACGUAAAAGAAACAUAACGCGAAUCUUUCGUUAAGGCUACUUGAAUUGAAGCAUGACCUCUAGAUAUCAAGUGAGUAAGAUGUCGUCCACGUGUACGUCAAAGGGAUCACUCAACCUUGAAGGAUAUCAAGGAUAGGGCCAGCUGCACUCAAUAGAGACCAAUCGGUUCUUCGAUUUUCUUUUCAUCACAUGUAAAACCGCAGUCUUUGACACGCUCUUUGCUUGUUCUACUCCAUCUCGAUCAAAUCAUUGCUACUAGAUCGGUCUUCAUAUAAACCAGGAUAUCUGAGUGUAGAACUUCAGAUACUCAUCGAUUCGAUUCUUACCAAAUUGAACUAAAUAGAAACGUAUCAUUUGUUCGAAACGGUUCGUUCUAUGUAAGACGAUCACUGAAUAGUUUACGUAGAUUGUUUGAUGGUGUUGGUUGAAGUGAAUGGUUCGAUUAGC
Molecule: messenger RNA, 742 nt
Organism: Melampsora larici-populina 98AG31
Lineage: Eukaryota; Fungi; Basidiomycota; Pucciniomycetes; Pucciniales; Melampsoraceae
Exons: 6
Coding region: 22-264 (80 amino acids)
Source: RefSeq, a predicted model, not a curated record